UAUACGCGCUUCGUGUAGUCCUCGCAGGGACCCUUAGUGCACGUGACGAUCAGCUGACUUUAACCGGAAACGGAGGAAGCCGACAACCAAAACAAGUGUCUUCAUAUACAGAAUUUUACUUUUGCAGUUAUUUACGAUUGUUAAUAAUGGAGUCAACCCUCGAACAGCAUCUCGAUGAUACCAUGAAAAAUCCAGCAGUUGUCGGUGUGCUUUGCACGGAUCAACAAGGACACAACCUGGGCUGCCGUGGCUCCCUGUCUGAUGAACAUGGCGGUGUUGUGUCAGUUUUGGCCAAACAAGCUGGCGCUCUUACUAAAGACCCAACGGACAGUCCGACUGUGUGUCUGGAGUCUGAGUCAGGAAACAUUCUGGUGAGGAGUCAUGGCACCAUCACAGUAGCAGUUCACAAGAUAGCAUCUUGAAGACAACACGACUCACUGAGGAAUUUUUAUUGUAAAGAAAUGUACAUGUCAACAAGAACAUUAGUAUAAUCACACAAUCUGAAUUAACUUUGAGAAAGAUCUGGACUUUCCACAUGUCUGUUGUCCUUUCUAUAUUAUCCCAUAAUUAAACAUACAUGGUCCUUUUCUAAUACAUGAA
Molecule: messenger RNA, 600 nt
Organism: Sander lucioperca (pikeperch)
Lineage: Eukaryota; Metazoa; Chordata; Actinopteri; Perciformes; Percidae
Gene: lamtor5
Product: late endosomal/lysosomal adaptor, MAPK and MTOR activator 5
Exons: 4
Coding region: 147-422 (91 amino acids)
Biological process (GO): cellular response to amino acid stimulus; positive regulation of TORC1 signaling
Cellular component (GO): lysosome; Ragulator complex; cytoplasm
Molecular function (GO): guanyl-nucleotide exchange factor activity
Source: RefSeq, a predicted model, not a curated record